AUGGCGUCAACAUCACAGUUCAUUGGGCUUGCAAAGUCGCUGCCCGCACCACUACAGCGCUUCUUUGCCCGCUAUCCUCCCGCCGCCAUCCUCCCCGAAAAUACCCCAAAGACCCGAUACCAACAGGAGAGGCCGAACCCUUUCCGCUUCUACAAGCACCCAGUGACUGGCAAAUGGCAGGAUCCUGUCUACUCGCAGCGUCGUCAGGCCGAGUUGGUCAAGAUGGCCCGUGAGAACGGCGUUGAGGAUCUGCUGCCAGAAACACGAAAGGGCACUGAGUACAAGCUGGCUCACCGGGUUGAGCAUGGUCUGAGAGUCAAGGGUACUGGUGUAGGACAGAAGGUCAAGGGUCAUAUUCACGAACGACAUAUGAUUGCAAAGAUGGAGACGAGAAGAAAAGCCAUGCUGGAUAUGCCCAGUCUUAUCAAGCGCUGGAAGAGGGUGGGCAAAUACGGUUGGACCAAGUUCCCCAAAUAA
Fusarium proliferatum ET1 is the source of this 477-nucleotide messenger RNA. RefSeq names its product putative ribosomal protein YmL25, mitochondrial. The transcript is spliced from 3 exons. Lineage: Eukaryota; Fungi; Ascomycota; Sordariomycetes; Hypocreales; Nectriaceae. Gene Ontology annotation, cellular component: mitochondrial large ribosomal subunit. The coding region runs from base 1 to 477 and encodes 158 amino acids. Gene Ontology annotation, molecular function: structural constituent of ribosome. The record is from RefSeq and is a predicted model, not a curated record.